GUCAAAUUUUUGCAGAGAUGAGAUGAUGCGGCAAAGAAAGGUAGUAGAAAGACAGAGGAAGCGAGUGAGGGCUCUGUUGCUUCAAUGACUUUUCUUCGGUUUAUGAGAGGAAGAUGUUCCACAAACAACUGUGAUGGGUUUUAGAUCCAGGUCUCAGAGAUGCCAUAGCAAGGGAACUGCCUAGUACUAAAAAUGUUAUUUGUGUACGGCAUAUUUUAUCAAAACUGUCCUGCUGGUUCUCUUUGCCUCUUGCAUCACGAUUUGAGGAUUUUAAAGCCGAAUUCGACAUGAUGUGCCAUCUUGAGAGUCGAAUCCACAGAAGAUUUUGAACAUCAGUGGAACCUUUUGGUUGCUCGAUUUGGACUUGUUUCAGAUAAACAUGUAACCUUUUAUAGCUCGCGCAAUGAUAUCUGAAUUUUCACAAUCUCUGGACACAUUCAUGAAGAGAGUUUUGAGUGGACAGACGUUGCAAGUAUUCUUGGAGCAGGUUGCAGCCGCUGCCAACUUUGGGAAUCAACCAGGGAAACAAUGCAGUAUAUGCAUAUCAAGACGUGCAUUCCUCUUGAAGAACAUACGCAGAGUAUUCUUGCCCCUUAUGCCUUCAGUGUCUACCAACAAAAAUUUGUGCUGUCCAUGCAAUAUGGUGUUUCAGAAAUGGCGAAUGAAUCAUAGGUUGUGCGGCAGUCUGAGAAAAUGGAUGGGGAAUAUCUCAGUGAUUUGGAUACCUGAAGAUGAGCAGAUUCACUGUUCCAAAGAACCUGAACAUUCAGGACUAUUGUGCAGACGCUCUCUUCAAGUACUUGUCAAGAAAAACAAUUUGCAGCUCCCCAUAAAAAUGUCAUGCUUAGCUGGCGACGAGAGAGUUCAUUAAACCCUUAGGAUGUAUACACCAUCAAAAACCCAUUGGAUGAUAUGGACCAUCAAAAUAUCAGUGAUGAGCGUGCACUAGCCUUACAUUCUCUUGCUGAAACUCUAUUGACAGAAUCAUUGAUCUCUAUGGAACGCUUUAAUUAUCUUCACGGAGAACUUACAGGGCUACUUGAUCGUGAUAAGAGAGAUGCCAUUACUGAUGAGUUUGCUUUGAAUGUGGUAGUAAACAAUGCAAGUGAAAUUUAGGUUUGCGAUGUAGCAUGGGUGCUGGUAUAACUGCAGUUGACGCACUGUUUUCACUGGCUCGAUAUUCAUCAGUGAUGUGUAUGGGAUUUGAGAGGCAUGAGACCUUGUACAGUAAAAUUGUAAUCUAAUAUUCAAAGGAUACAGUUAUUUUUGCGAAGAACGCUUGUACUAUUA
Molecule: messenger RNA, 1290 nt
Organism: Tripterygium wilfordii
Lineage: Eukaryota; Viridiplantae; Streptophyta; Magnoliopsida; Celastrales; Celastraceae
Product: putative protein FAR1-RELATED SEQUENCE 10
Exons: 3
Coding region: 404-871 (155 amino acids)
Source: RefSeq, a predicted model, not a curated record